AGAUGAUACUCCUCACGUCCCCAACGAGAAGCUCGGAGAAGAAAAGGUUCUGCACAUAAUAGAAAAUCUGACUUCCCUGAUAAGAGAGACGUUUCCAGACACUAAAGUCUACGCGGCGAUGGGCAAUCAUGACUUCCAUCCCAAGAAUCAGUUUCCAGGGAAGGAGCACAGGAUCUACAACCAAACAGCUGAACUGUGGCGUCCCUGGCUGAACAAUGCUUCCGUUCCUCUCUUCAGAGCAGGAGCUUUCUACAGCGAGAAGCUGCCUGGCUCAGGGACAAGGGGACGAAUGGUUGUCCUCAAUACCAACCUCUACUAUGACCAGAACAAUGAGACAGCUGGUGAGGAGGAUCCUGCGGGGCAGUUCCAGUGGCUGGAAGAAACACUGACCAACGCCUCUAGAGCAGAUGAAAUGGUGUACAUCGUGGGGCACGUCCCUCCUGGCUUCUUCGAGAAGAAGCGAGGCAAGGCCUGGUUCCGGGGUGGCUUUAACGAGCGAUACUUGCAGAUGGUGCAGAAGCACCACGGGGUCAUUGCUGCCCAGUUCUUUGGGCACCACCACACGGACUCCUUCCGGAUGUUUUACAGUGAUACAGGUUCUCCAAUCAAUGUCAUGUUCCUGGCCCCUGGAGUGACCCCCUGGAAAACAACAUUACCUGGAGUGAACAAUGGAGCCAACAACCCUGGGAUUCGGGUGAUCGACUACGACCCAGCCACCCUUCAGGUGUUGGACAUGGUGACUUACUACUUGAACCUAACUCACGCCAACAUGAUGGAGGAAGAGCUCCCAGUGUGGGAGGAAGAGUACCGGCUGACAGAGGCCUUCCAGGUCCCGGAUGGCUCUGCACGCUCCAUGCAGACAGUGCUGGAGAGGAUAUCCCAGGAUCCACGCUCCCUGCAGCAGUACUACGAGUUCAACUCGGUCAGCUACGACCUGGCACCGUGCGAGGUGUCCUGCCGCGUCGAUCACAUCUGUGCCAUCAGGGAGGUUGAUUUUACACGGUACGAGGAGUGUGUUAGAACCAGCAGCUCUGCCUCUGCCCUCCUCAGUGUUUGCCUCUUCUUCUCCUGCUUGCUCUUGGGGCUUAUCAGUCCCCAGCAUGUGCUGCAGUGA
This is a messenger RNA of Nestor notabilis (Kea), 1114 nucleotides long. It is a transcript of the gene SMPDL3B, whose product is annotated as sphingomyelin phosphodiesterase, acid-like 3B. Lineage: Eukaryota; Metazoa; Chordata; Aves; Psittaciformes; Psittacidae. Gene Ontology annotation, molecular function: hydrolase activity. The annotation marks the transcript as partial. The transcript is spliced from 6 exons. The record is from RefSeq and is a predicted model, not a curated record.